Molecule: messenger RNA, 4349 nt
Organism: Lotus japonicus
Lineage: Eukaryota; Viridiplantae; Streptophyta; Magnoliopsida; Fabales; Fabaceae
Product: translocase of chloroplast 159, chloroplastic
Exons: 1
Coding region: 116-4111 (1331 amino acids)
Biological process (GO): protein targeting to chloroplast
Cellular component (GO): chloroplast outer membrane
Molecular function (GO): GTP binding; GTPase activity
Source: RefSeq, a predicted model, not a curated record
UGGGUGAUAGGAUAUCAUGGUAUAAGAGGCGUCAUCUUCUGCUUAAAACCCAUUUCAUUUCCCUACGCCUCGCUUCUCCCUAAUCCUAAAACCUUAUCUCUUCUUCUUCUUCACCAUGGACCCUGUUUCUGAAACCUCUCUUCCUCAAACCCUAUCUUCUCUUGUUUCUUCUUCUUCUUCUACUACUUCUCCCCAAACAACUGAACCCAACUUCGUUAACGGCGUCAAUGACGGCGGCGCCACUUCCGACUCCGACGGUUUCGUUAGCGGUGAAGACGACACUGAGCCUACCAGGCCUGUUCUUGUGUCUCCAAGUGCCAAUUCCGCUGGUGCCAAGUCCGCCGUCGUCGACCCUUCCGAUGAUGACGAGGAGACUCUGAGGCCUGUCGCCAAGGUGUCGGCGGACGACGAGGAUGACGACGACGAGGAGGAGGAUGAAGAGGAGCCGCGCAGCGAGGUUUCUGAGAAUGAGAAAUUCGGUGAGGCGGUGGGUGAGGGUUAUGUUAGCGAUGUCCCCGAGGAGGUGUUUGUGGAGGCUGACGAUAAGGGGUUUGAGAGCGGUGGUGAAGGGGUUGAGGUUGUUAGAGAAGUAGGCGGUGAGGGUGGUGGUGGUGAUGGUGGGACUGGUAAUUUGGAUUCUGUGGUUGAAGAUUCCAGAAAUGAUGAUGAUGAUGAUGGUGAUAAGGCUGAGUCUGGUGAUGGUGGUGGGGAUUCCCUUGUUGAUACCCUUCAAGUCAAUGUGUUGGGGUCUGGGGGAGUUGCUGUUGUUGGGGAUGAUGUGCAAGUUGAGGAGUCUGAGAUUAAAGGGGUGGAGGCUCCUACUGGGGUGAGUCUGGAUAAUGGUUUUGAUCCAAUUGAGAAGGGUGUUGUUGAUGAGGUUGCUGCUGGGGGUGGUGAGACUGGUAAUUCGGACUCUGUGAUUGCGGAACCGGGAAAUGAUGAUGAUGAUGAUGAUGAUAAGGUUGAGUCUGGUGGUGGUGGUGUUGAGAAUGGUGAUGGUGGUGUAGUGUUGACGAGUGGCGGAGACUCACUUGUUGAUACCCUUCAAGUCAAUGUGUUGGGGUCUGGUGGAGUUGCGGUUGUUGGGGAUGAGGUGGAAGUUGAGGAGUCUGAGAUUAAAGGGGUAGAGGCUCCUAGUGGGGUGAGCCUGGAUAAUGUUUUUGAUCCAAUUGAGAAGGGUGUUGUGGAUGAGGUUUCUGUAGGGGAUGCUGAGCCUAAUCAAACUGUUGACACUGGGAUUGUUGUUGAUGAGAUUGCUGUAGGGGAUGCUGAGCCUAAUCAAACUAUUGACACUGGGGUUGUUGUUGAUGAUGAUGAUGAUGAUGGACAUGUGCAGAAGAAUGACACUGAUCCUCCUCUUGAGGAGGGUGGAGGUUCAGAACCUGUAAUCCAGGUUCUGAAGGGUGAGCAAGAUGGUGUAAACUUGGAGGGUGAUGAUGUUGUUGAAGAGGAAUCUGGGAGCCGUGUUGAGGCUUCUGGUGAGGGUGAUGAGGAAGAUUAUCAUCAUGUUGAGAGAGAGAUUGAUGGUUCAGUGUCAGAUGGGAAGGGUGAAGGAAUGUUCUUUGGAGGCUCUGAGGACGCUGAUGAGGACAUGGAGGAGCUGGAACAGGUUUUGAGGGCUGGUGAGAGUUCGCGGGAUGAGAGAAUUGAUGGCCAGAUUGUUACUGAUUCAGAUGAAGAAGCUGACACUGAUGAUGAAGGGGAUAGGAAGGAGCUGUUUGAUACUGCUACAUUGGCAGCUCUUUUGAAAGCAGCAUCAGGAGCUGGACAUGAUGGUGGUAACAUCACAAUAACCUCUCAAGAUGGAUCAAGGCUUUUCUCUGUGGAGCGCCCUGCUGGCUUGGGACAAUCUCUCCAGUCAGGUAAACCUGCCAUUCGAUCGAAUCGGCCCAAUCUUUUUUCGAACUCCAUUAGUAGAGCUGGUAACAAUUCUGAUAUCAACUUGAGUGAAGAAGAGAAAAAGAAACUGGAGAAUUUGCAGCAACUUAGGAUAAAAUUCUUAAGACUGGUUCAUAGACUAGGUUUUACUACUGAAGAUUCAAUGGCAGCACAGGUGCUGUACCGGUUGACACUUGUUGCCGGGAGGCAAACUGGUCAAUUUUUUAGCCUAGAUGCUGCAAAGGAGAAGGCUUUCGAGCUUGAAGCUGAGGGAAGGGAUGACUUCAAUUUUUCCAUAAAUAUACUGGUUCUUGGAAAAACGGGUGUGGGCAAGAGUGCUACAAUAAACUCAAUCUUUGGUGAAACGAAGACUAGCUUCAGUGCAUAUGGUCCUGCUACUACUGCUGUGACAGAAAUUGUUGGGGUGGUUGAUGGAGUGCAGAUAAGGAUCUUUGACACACCUGGUCUGAGGUCUUCUGCAUUUGAACAAAAUUUCAAUAGGAAAGUCUUGACUACGGUGAAGAAAUUGACAAAAAAAUCUCCCCCUGAUAUUGUCCUGUAUGUGGAUCGUAUGGACCUGCAAACUAGGGAUCUGAAUGAUCUGCCGUUGUUAAGAACAAUUACCAGUACCCUGGGUCCAUCUAUAUGGCGAAAUGUUAUAGUUACUCUGACUCAUGGUGCCUCAGCUCCUCCAGAUGGGCCAUCAGGUUCCCCAUUGAGUUAUGAUGUAUUUGUUGCUCAAAGAUCUCAUAUAGUUCAGCAAACUAUUGGGCAAGCUGUUGGCGACGUACGGCUUAUGAAUCCCAGUUUAAUGAAUCCAGUUUCUCUUGUUGAAAACCAUCCCAAUUGUCGAAAAAAUAGAGAUGGCCAGAAGGUGCUUCCUAAUGGUCAAAGCUGGAGACCCAUCCUGUUACUCUUGUGCUACUCAAUGAAGAUCCUCUCUGAAGCUGGCAACCUUUCAAAAGCUCAAGAAUCAUUUGACCAGCGCAGGCUGUUUGGUUUCCGAACCCGCUCCCCACCACUUCCAUACUUGUUAUCUUGGCUGUUGCAGUCACGUCAGCACCCAAAACUCCCUGCUGAUCAAGGUGGGAUUGACAAUGGGGAUUCUGAUGUUGAAAUGGCUGAUUUGUCUGAUUCUGAUCUAGAUGAAGAUGAAGAUGAAUAUGACCAGCUCCCACCAUUUAAGCCUCUGAAGAAAUCUCAGAUUGCAAACCUUAACAAAGAGCAGAAAAAAGCAUAUCUUGAGGAGUAUGAUUAUCGGGUGAAACUUCUACAGAAGAAGCAAUGGAGAGAGGAGCUGAAAAGGAUGAAAGAGAUGAAGAAAAAAGGUAAAACUGAUGUUAGUGAUUAUGGCUACCCGGAAGAGGAUGAUCCAGAGAAUGGAAGUCCUGCUGCUGUGCCAGUUCCGUUGCCUGAUAUGGUCCUUCCACCAUCCUUUGACAGUGAAAAUCCAGCCUAUAGAUACCGUUUCUUAGAACCAACUUCUCAGCUUCUUACAAGGCCAGUCUUAGACAGCCAUAGUUGGGACCAUGACUGUGGUUAUGAUGGUGUAAACAUUGAACAAACUCUUGCCAUUAUCAAUAAAUUCCCAGGAGCUGUUACUGUUCAGGUAACAAAGGAUAAGAAGGACUUCAGCCUCCACUUGGAUUCAUCAAUUGCUGCAAAACAUGGAGACAAUGCAUCAACCAUGGCAGGAUUUGACAUUCAAAACAUUGGAAAGCAGCUAGCCUACAUUGUUAGAGGAGAGACAAAAUUUAAAAAUUUCAAAAGAAACAAAACUGGUGCUGGGUUCUCUGUGACGUUUUUGGGUGAAAAUGUGUCUACUGGGCUGAAAGCUGAGGAUCAGAUAGCUCUGGGGAAACGGCUGGUACUAGUGGGUAGCGCAGGGACAGUGCGGUCUCAAGGUGAUUCUGCUUAUGGUGCGAAUCUUGAAGUGCGUCUUAGAGAGGCAGAUUUUCCAAUUGGCCAGGACCAGUCUUCAUUGAGCCUUUCUCUGGUGAAGUGGAGAGGAGACUUGGCUUUAGGGGCCAAUCUUCAGUCCCAAUUUUCUCUUGGACGAAGUUAUAAAGUGGCGGUUCGUGCUGGAUUGAACAACAAGUGCAGUGGACAGAUCAGUGUGAGAACAAGUAGCUCGGAGCAGGUUCAGAUUGCGCUUCUUGCUAUUCUUCCAGUUGCCAGGGCUAUCUAUAAAAACUUCUGGCCUGGGGCUAGUGAGAAUUAUUCCAUCUAUUAAGGUGUUCUUUUGCUUAUUUUGCUAGUUAAGUUGGGUACGAGUUAGUCAUAUCAAGUUGCUUCAAUUCAGGAUUUUAUCAAAUAAUGUGCUCAUUUUGUUUCGAGUCUAUUAGAUCUCCUGCUACAUUUCAUGCAUUUAUGUUCCUGAAUACUGAAGUUGAGAUGGAACCUACAGGGAAUUUAUUCAUGAUUGUUUCAUUAGUUUCUAUUCGAAUAAUGUCAGAUUAUGCUGUUAUUCA